This is a messenger RNA of Xenia sp. Carnegie-2017, 2121 nucleotides long. Its product is annotated as F-box-like/WD repeat-containing protein TBL1XR1. The coding region runs from base 154 to 1587 and encodes 477 amino acids. The record is from RefSeq and is a predicted model, not a curated record. Lineage: Eukaryota; Metazoa; Cnidaria; Anthozoa; Malacalcyonacea; Xeniidae. Gene Ontology annotation, cellular component: histone deacetylase complex. Gene Ontology annotation, biological process: regulation of transcription by RNA polymerase II. Gene Ontology annotation, molecular function: protein binding; transcription corepressor activity. The transcript has 14 exons.
CGUGUUAAGUUUAAGUGUUAAGCAGUAGCCAUGUUGUUGUUCUAUAAUUAAUUUCCCUUUGAGUUUAUUUUGAAACGGCAAAACACUUGAAAUGUUGAUUUUAAAAUAAACAAUCAAUUCAGCAGAAUUGUGGAUUGCAUCACGUCGGUUGUGAUGGCGAUAAACAGCGACGAAAUAAACUUCCUUGUGUAUAGAUACCUGCAAGAGUCAGGAUUUCCUCACUCAGCCUUCAGCUUUGGAAUUGAAAGCAACUCAGUACAUUCUAGUAUUGAUGGUGUGUCAGUUCCAUCUGGUGCUUUGGUAUCGGUUAUACAAAAGGGAGUACAGUUUGUUGAGGCAGAAGCAUGCUUUGGAGAGGAUGGCACAUUUUUUGGCGAAGGAGAACUGUCUUUGAUUGAUGCUGUGAAACCAUCGGCCAUAUCAGACCUACAUGCAAGAGCUUUGAGACAUUUAGAAGAAAAGGCAAAAGAUACGUUAAGUUAUGUUGAUGUGACUACUGGUCCGGAGUUUCCUUCUUCAAAAGUUACAAAUUUGGAAGGACAUAAGUCUGAGGUCUGCUUGUGCAGUUGGAAUCCACACUUUGAUAUUUUGGCAUCAGGUGCUGGAGAUUCAACUGUGCGUCUAUGGCCUUUUAAGAAUACGGACGAAACGAAAGAUGUGACGUCAUUAGUUUUGAGCCCGGAAGAUAAGAAUACUGUUUCCAAUGGUCUCGCUUCAGGGAAAGAUGUCACGGCACUCGAAUGGAAUAAUGAUGGCACUUUACUUGCUACGGGUUUCUACAACGGUGAUGUGAAGAUUUGGAAUAACGAAGGUAAAGAUGUUGCCUUGUUCAAAGAACACAAAGGACUCGUAUUUUGCGUCAAGUGGAAUGAUAAGAGCAGUUAUCUUGUUACCUCCGCCAUUGAUCAGAUCUGUAUAGUUUGGGAGACGGCGACAUGGCAGAUGAAGCAGCAGUUUUCGUUGCACAAAGGACCGGCUCUAGAUAUCGACUGGCAAAACUCGAAUGUAUUCGCGUCCUGUUCAACGGACAAGGCUAUUCAUGUUUGCAAAGUUGGAGCAGAGAAGCCAUUGAAAACAUUUGAAGGUCAUACGGGAGAAAUCAAUGUAAUCAGAUGGGAUCCUUCCGGAAGCUUGCUGGCAUCCUGUUCUGACGACGGUACAACUAAGAUUUGGAGCAUGAAGAGCGACAAGCCACUACAUACUUAUCAAAAUGAUGCGAAAUAUCAGGUUUUUACCUUGGAAUGGAGCCCAAGUGGACCAGGACGUGCGACUCCCUCGGCUUUGGCAACAGCUUCUCUCGACGGCGUUGUCCGUAUAUAUGAAACGGAAAGCGAUAAGUGUUCAUGUACCCUUGUUGGACACAGAGAGCCAGUGUAUGCAAUCUCUUUCAGUCCCAAUGCAAGAUUUAUAGCCACUGGAUCCAACGAUCGAUGUCUCAAUAUUUGGUCCACACAGAACGGGUCGUUAGUGUACACGUAUCACGCAUCGGGACCAAUAUUUCAGCUAGAGUGGAGUCCACGAGGCGACAAACUGGCUGCAUGCGUCUCCGAUAACACGCUCAAAGUCCUGGAUGUUCAAAAUUUAUGAUUCUCUAAUGUCAACCGCGGAGAUCUUUUUUAACAAAAAGUACUGCAUUUAAGUGGAAAACAAGAGUUUUUGCUUGAAGGGACAUGUGCUGACAUCAAGUACGCAUUCAAGAAGCUCAGAAAGUCAAAAAAAGAAAAGAUCCUCUCUGUAUAUAUUCGCUGAAGGAAAUAGGGCAUUAGCUUUUUUUAAAGUUCAAGUUUUUUUGUUAUUGUCAACCAUUUUUCCAGCGCCUUUGGCAUCACUAUGGACACGAAAUUAGAAUGCUCACUGGCGUAUAGGACGUUUAUUUUAUCAUGAUGUUACCAGGCCAAUGACGUUUUUAAGUUAAGAUGUCCAACAAUUAUGAAUGAUGCAAAUGGCCGCCCAAGUGCAAGACCUAACGUAAUGUAAAUAUAGGUGUCAGAAUUGCAAGGCCAUAUUCCCGUACAUGUUACACAUCUAGCUUUAAGCGAAUACCGACUGUUUUGCGUCUUCUUUUUUGUACACACCAACUUUGUAAGAAAGUCGUUUAUUAUAUCAACUGUACCGAUGAAA